AUGGCCUUUGUAGCUGAUGCGCCAAUAAAACCUGAAUCAAAUCAAACCACUGCACACACUGUCAUUCUCCAGGAAUUCCUGGAGAUUCACCAUAACUUCGGGGACCACCACGCUAUCUACACUGAUGGGACCAAAGUAAGCAAUGGUGUGGCGGCCGUUGACCUUGACGGUGAUUCAAUUAUGAUGGCACGCUUGAACACGAACGCCACAGUUUUCACCGCAGAGCUUUACGCGAUUCUCCUGGCUCUGCGGCACAUUCAACAGAAUGACCUUCAAAACUCAGUUAUUUACUCCGAUUCGCUAAGCUCUGUGCGUGCGCUGCUUUCGUGCUUUGACAGCAAGAAUCACCUCGUCAAGCGAGUACGGGUGCUUCUGACCCAACUUUGUUCCCGAGGCCUUUCGAUCUGUCUCUGCUGGGUCCCCAGCCACACUGGGAUCCCGGGAAAUGAACGAGCUGACCGUGAGGCUCGGCGAGCGUUGGCACAAGAGGAGUCAACUCUAGGACUACCCUCCCAAGACAUCUUGUCAGUAUUAAAGAGAGCUGUCUACACACAGUGGCAGCAGGAGUGGGACAUGGAAGAAAAUAACAAGCUACGCGUCACACAGCCACACAUCUUCCCCGAGCAUCGGACUGAACACAUCAACAGAUUCUCCGAAGUUCUGUACGCGAGAUUGAGGAUUGGGCACACAUGGCUCACGCAUCACAACCUACUCAGAGGCCAGGAUCCGCUGUUUGCGUGCACUGCGGUGACAGCUUGA
This is a messenger RNA of Ornithodoros turicata, 759 nucleotides long. Its product is annotated as ribonuclease H1-like. The transcript has a single exon. The record is from RefSeq and is a predicted model, not a curated record. Gene Ontology annotation, biological process: DNA replication, removal of RNA primer. Gene Ontology annotation, molecular function: RNA-DNA hybrid ribonuclease activity; nucleic acid binding. NCBI's taxonomy places the organism in Eukaryota, Metazoa, Arthropoda, Arachnida, Ixodida, Argasidae. The coding region runs from base 1 to 759 and encodes 252 amino acids.